Vigna unguiculata (cowpea) is the source of this 1343-nucleotide messenger RNA. Its product is annotated as polygalacturonase-like. Lineage: Eukaryota; Viridiplantae; Streptophyta; Magnoliopsida; Fabales; Fabaceae. Gene Ontology annotation, biological process: carbohydrate metabolic process. The record is from RefSeq and is a predicted model, not a curated record. Gene Ontology annotation, molecular function: polygalacturonase activity.
AUACAAAGUAAAGAGUACAAGGAAACAGAGUUCAGCAAGAACAACAUGGUAGCAAAUGUUCUGUUAUUGCUGCUAACUUUUUCUUGUACAGCUCAAUCAAAAGUGAUUGAUAUUAAAAAGUUUGGCAUAAAUAAAGACAUAACACAGGUAAAAAAACUACUACUGCUAAAUAUUGAACUUUACUGAUUCAUUGUUAUUGUUACUAUUACUGUGUUUGAUUUUGUAAUUUGUGUUGUCUCAAGGCUUUCACAAAAGCUUGGGAAGAAGCAUGUGCAUCAACAAGUGCAAGCAAAAUUCUUAUUUCAAGUGGAACACACAAGAUGAAUGCAGUAAAAGUGAAAGGUCCUUGCAAAGCUGCAGUAGAAAUUCAGGUUGAUGGCACAAUUCAAGCACCAAAAGACCCUUAUGCACUCAAAGAUGCUUAUGAAUGGAUCAAAAUUGAAUAUGUUAACUAUUUCACCUUAUCUGGUAAAGGUACCUUUGAUGGUCAAGGUGCACUUGCUUGGAAUAAUAACUGUAGAGCAACACACCAGAACUGUAAGAGGCAUUCCUUGAAUUUUGGCUUCAAUUUUCUGAACAAUUCCAUAGUUCGAGAUAUAACUUCUAAGGACAGCAAAAACUUUCAUGUGCAUGUUCUUGGAUGCAACAACUUCACAUUUGAUAACUUCCACAUCAGUGCUCCAAAAACCAGCAUUAACACUGAUGGAAUUCAUAUUGGAAGAUCAACUGAUGUGAAAGUUCUUAACUCCAACAUUGCUACUGGAGAUGACUGUGUUUCAUUAGGUGAUGGUAGCAGAAAUGUAACUAUCAAAAAUGUAAACUGUGGACCUGGUCAUGGCAUUAGUGUUGGAAGUCUUGGCAAGUUCACAGAAGAAGAACCUGUUGAAAAUCUUUUAGUGAAGAACUGUACUAUGACAGGUACAGAUAAUGGUGUAAGGAUCAAAACUUGGCCUAGCACUCCAGGUGCUACUACUGUAAGUGAUAUACAUUUUGAAGAUAUUACUAUGGUUAAUGUCUUGCACCCGGUGAUCAUAGACCAGGAGUAUUGUCCUUGGAAUCGAUGCUCCAAAAAGAUUCCAUCAAAAGUAAAGAUAAGGAAGGUUACCUUCAAGAACAUUAGGGGCACUUCAGAAAGAAAGGAAGGAGUGACUCUUAUAUGUAGCAAAAGUGUACCAUGUGAAGGUGUGGAACUAAGUGAUGUUUCUCUUGCAUACAAUGGAGCUCCAAUAGUUGCUAAAUGUGUUAAUGUCAAACCCAAAAUUACAGGGAAAGCUCCUACUUGUUCAUCUUAAGAGACUUGGGUUGACACAACAUUAUGCAUAUGCUAUCUUUGUAAUGAGGGU